Daucus carota subsp. sativus is the source of this 2383-nucleotide messenger RNA. RefSeq lists its product as uncharacterized. The coding region runs from base 238 to 2247 and encodes 669 amino acids. Lineage: Eukaryota; Viridiplantae; Streptophyta; Magnoliopsida; Apiales; Apiaceae. The record is from RefSeq and is a predicted model, not a curated record. The transcript has 4 exons.
AUAAUUCACUUUUCUAUCCGAAAUUUGCAUGCACCUUAAAAUUUGUGCCUCGCUGUCAGUCUGUUGCUGCAACACGUAUAUCCUCAACGCCUUUGUUUGUCGUCUAAACCAGGAAUUUAAUUAUACCACGCGUAUGUAUGUAGAAACAAAGCAUGUACUAGGCUAUAUAAGCACUGAAGAACACAAUCAAAUAUACUCAUGUCUGCCCAUUUCUAGUUCCCUUUAAUUACCAUCAGGAUGGAGGACAUGGAUGAGGACUGCGAAGUUGAUGAUAGUUAUUCCUCUACAAAGCAAGUGAGUGGUAAAGCUAGUUGGUUAAUAGGCAAAGGGAUAUGGUUGGGGAAGAAGGCUGUAAUUACUGGUGCCGUCAUCACAUCUGCGCCACUGGUUCUUCCUCCACUUGUGGUUUUCUCUACACUUGGAUUAGCUUGUUCGGUCCCUUUCGGGUUUGUUUUUGCAACAUAUGCUUGCACUCAAAAGAUCAUGAGCAAGUUGCUUCCUGAACCGGAUUCGGGUUCUAUGUUUGAGGACAAUAUGGAAGUUGAUGAUAUGGAAGUUGUUGAUUUGUUGCAAGGUGCAGGGGCAGAGGAAAAAGGAUAUGAUCUAGAAGAUGUUGAGUUGGUACAGGAAUUGGUAGCGGAACAAGAAUAUGGUGAUUUCUUUCAACGAGAGGAGGAACGAGAAAAUGUAGUGGAAGAAGAUGAUUUGGUGCAAAGAGCGGAGGAACUAGUAUAUGAAGAGGAUGAGGAGGCACAAGUUAAUUUGGAGCAAGUGCCAGAAGAACAAGAAAUGAAACAGACACCUGCGGUACUUAAAGAAGGAGAUAUCUUGCAAGAGAAACCAGUCAACACAAUGGCAUUUGGUGCGGCGAGUAUUCAGUUGGAUGGUAAGAAUAAUCUCCAGCCUGAAGGAGAAGCUCUUUCGCAGGAAGAAAAUAUCUUGCAAGAGAAACCAGUCAACACAAUGGCAUUUGGUGUGACGAGUAUUCAGUUGGAUGGUAAAAAUAAUCUCCAGCCUGAAGGAGAAGCUCUUUCGCAUGAAGAUGUUUUUUGUAGCCAGGACGGCAUCCAAGUAUAUAAUGAAGAACCUUUGGAGCAAGAGAAGUUGAUGGUGGACGUGCUAAAAGGUACUGGGAUGAAAAAUAUGUUGGAUGAUGCAAUUACCAGCAUUAAUAUUCAUAAGCAAAUCCCAGUUGUGCAAGAGAAACAGUUGAAGGAGGUAGUGGAAGAAACUGCUACAAUGAUAGAACUAAAUGUAAAUGAUAUCAGUAAACCCGAGAGAGUUCUUACUUACCAGGCAUGUGUUUAUGAUGAGAAGAAUGGUUUUUCAAUGCUCAAGGAAGGGUCUGAUGAAAUGGAAAGAGAAAUGCUGAUGAGGAAUGAUAUGGAUGGAGAAGGUAGAAAUGAGACUCAAGAAGGAAGCACAUCGCAGGCAAAUGAAAUUUAUUUGCGUACAAAUGUCCAGGAAAGACCAAUAAGAAUUAUAAAGCAUACUCAUGAAGGGGAAAACAAGGAGGAAACUACCAAGUACCUUCAAGUAGAAGAUGCACUGUCAGCGGAAGGAACAGAAGUGAGAGAUGUGAAGCUAAGUAUUGAAGAUAUGAAUGAAAAACCUGUUAUAGAGAUGCGCCAAGUGGUAGUUAGCGUUCAUUGUGGUAAGAAGAUUGCCAGUAAGCAAGAAAUUGAAGAUGAAGAGGAAUGCAAUAAAUCACAGAAGCUUGUUUUGGUGGCGAGAAAGGUUACUGAAGAAACUGUUCAGGACAUAAAGUGUGUAGUAAAACGCAAUGCGUUAGAUGAUUUGAAUUCAGCAAGAGAGAUUGCUGAUGAAUGUGGGCUGGAUUUGUUCGAUCACGCAGCGGGUGAUCAUGACUCCUACAAUGAUUAUAAUAUCACCCAAGGAAAUGAUAAUUUUAGGAGCAGAGAGACAGAUGAUGUUGCAAAUUUACCAGUUCUUCGAGUUUCCACAAAGGUAGCUGAAUCCAAGCAUAUGCACCUCCAACCUGAGACUGAUACCCUUACGCCUCCCAACGAGGUAUUGCUCGAUGAGGAGAACAUAUGGAAACAGAUUGGUGCACUACGGGCAAUAGUGGGAUAUUCAGCUCCUAUGCACACUACUAGCUUAGAGGAACUAAAAGCUCUCUAUAUCUUUACAGGAGUCGAACCGCCACCCUCAUUAGCAGACAAUCCGGAUCUUGUGGAACUGAACGAAAAGCUCCGAUUUCUAAAGUCGGUAGUUGGUGUGAAAUAGUUAUGUUUGAACUAGCAUUUCUGUAGACGUGGUGUUUGAUAUCUCAUGGUAGAGUGUCUUAAAAUUCCGGAGGCUUUUUGCAUGGUUGAAUUAUAUGAAUUGAAUGUACUGUUGCAUGAUGAUUGUUUUUUUCGCA